CGUGUUCUCCACAGAAAUGGCAGCGUCUUUGCAGAGGUUGUGAACAUGUUUGAUACAGAUUCUGUCGUAACAAAAGAUAAUGUUUCAUCAGCAGUCAACGAAAUGAUUAGGUCAUGUACAGGACAAGAAAGUAUAUGUGGAAAUUUGGCCAUUUCGUCGGCAAGUGCAAAGUCCACGUGUGACCUUGAUGCGUGCGACUCAACCACAUCUGAGUGCGUGGAGAUAGAUGGUUUUACGCAGUGCAAUUGCCUCCCUGGGUUUAUACAACAAGAAUAUGCACGUUUAUGCUCAGUUUGCCCCAUUCACUCCAAGGAGGAAAAUGGAACUUGUGUCAAGUGUCAGAGUCCGGCCUCUGGAUACAACUGCAUGAGCUGCCCAGACGGCUACAAAAAUGAAAAUGGAACAUGCAGGAUGUGUCCCUUUGGCUACAAUGGAAAAAAUUGCGAGGACGGCUCUCUCCUGGCACUGGUGAUCGUGGCUGUUUGCUGUGGGGUACUGAUACUCGCCUUGGGAAUCACAUUAAUCGUGACGAAUAUCAGGAAAAGGAAAGGAAAGGGAUACAGCGAUGAUGGAGACGAUGCCACACCAACAUUUGGAUAUUUACAUAUGAAAAAGAAAGCAAAGGUUGAAGAUAUGGACAGCAAUUCACCUUCAGCUCUGUAUGACUUAUACACGGCGAUCCCAAGAGUUACUGCUAAAAUAACGAGCGAGUCCUUCAAUCAUGCUCAGAAUUCAUCUCGGUAUGAACCUGAAGACGAUGACUCUGACAACAAAACAAGUUCUACUGGACACACAAAUGUGGCUGCUAAUAAUGCUCAUGACACCUACUAUUAGCCUAAGGUGCUGUGUAAUCAGUAGUUUUCAUGGCUUUCAAUUAUUACAUGAAAAUUACGAGUAAAAGGACCUCCAUCUAAGUACAGUAACACCCCGAUUUACGCCCUCCUGCUUUACGUACUUGUUAUAAUGUACUCAACUUAUUGAUACCCAAUAUCAUUUUACGUACUGUGUACCUCGCGAUAACAUACUCGAGAUUUACUAACUCAAGCAUUUAGCCCCGAAUUGUUUAGGUGCCAGAUGGCACCCAAGUGUUAGCGUCUCUGACUGCUGGAGUAUAUUUCAUGUGUACUCAAUUAAUAUUUUUUCCCCACAUACCGUAUUUAUGGCGACUAUUUCUAUACUAGCAUUUUUGCCCAUCCAAGGACGGGUGUAUAUUGCAGUAAAUCUGAAAUAUUCAAUAGAAAAAUUGCUCAGCUCAUGAUUAUUAAUG
Petromyzon marinus (sea lamprey) is the source of this 1267-nucleotide messenger RNA. Lineage: Eukaryota; Metazoa; Chordata; Hyperoartia; Petromyzontiformes; Petromyzontidae. The record is from RefSeq and is a predicted model, not a curated record.